AUGCGCUUCCAGUACCUCCACAUCCUCAUCCUCCUCCUCCGCAAAGCUCCCGAUAGCAAAGACCGCCGCGUCCAGGCCGCUCGCGACGCAAUCAUGCUUCUCCCCGAUCUCGUCUCCAACUCGAGCCACGUAUACAACGGCCUAGUCUGGCAACUCCUAUACUACCCCUUCACACCAUUCUUCACACUAUUCGGCCACAUCAUGGAAAAUCCCUCCGCACCAACCACGCAGCAAGACCUCGACUUGCUCACCACGACCGCAACAUAUUUCAGCAGCAUGAAGCAAUUCGGCUCCCUCCCCGCUGUCUCGUCUAAGUUGGAGAAAACAGCCCUCGUCUUUUGUGAUUUGGCAAGGUUUGUAACGUUCAGUGACCAUACCAACGAGGAUGCCCAUGACCUGCAGUCUACGGCGACGGCAACAAGCUCAGAAGACUCUGUGGUAUUAGAAGUAAGCUCCGACGAGCCUAUUCGCUCUGUCGACGCUUCAUCCAGCGGGGACGGUUUCGGGCUAUAUACAGACGCCUUCAUGGCUUACCUCCGAAAUCAAGAUUACAGUGCACAGUCGGGCUUUGACAACACGGAUAUUGAAAACUUAUUGGGCUGCUUGGAUUCAGAGGGACUUUCACCGCGCAAGCGUAAGCGAUCAUUUGAAAACACAAUGGACUGGUUUUCUUGGGACACAUACUACUACAAAGAUGAAUGA
Molecule: messenger RNA, 702 nt
Organism: Trichoderma citrinoviride
Lineage: Eukaryota; Fungi; Ascomycota; Sordariomycetes; Hypocreales; Hypocreaceae
Exons: 2
Coding region: 1-702 (233 amino acids)
Source: RefSeq, a predicted model, not a curated record